AUGACCGUAUUUUCCGUUUAUUUACUAUUGAAAAUAUUAGUAGGUGUGUAUAUCUGUGCUGGAUUGGAAGACCUUGAUGCGGAAGAAGUGGAGUUGAUUGAACUGAUACCAGAGAUUUAUAAUGUGUAUUUGGAGGCAGUCAAACAAGAUAAAAAUGCAGUAACAAGACGAUUUAUGAAUCAAAAUAAUCGGUAUGAACUUCACAUCAACAAGCUGAAAGAAGUAAAUGGAAUAAAAGCCCAUAAUGUACUUGUAACCAGAACCUCUGAAACAGAUGAAUCUCUUAUAUACAUCAACAAUCCAGUAGAGUGUAGCAUACCAAACACUUUCCUAACUCAAGAACAAUUUAAAACGCAUCUAAUUAACAAUAUUAAAAAACAACAGAUAGAAUUCGAGCAGCAAAAAUUAAAAAAACAUUUAAACAUGUUUAAGUUUAAACCGAAGAAGAAGGAAAAUAAAAAACCUUUUGUUUGGAGUCUUUUAAAAAUACCAACAACCAGAAACAAACACCAAAAAGCGAAUUUAAUUCAUGCAUCGACUCAAAAUGUUGCUGAUGAAGACAAAGAAGAUUUAUCAUCAACAACUGUCCUUAGAAAAGAAACCACAGACAGAUCCAGAGAUUUAUUUAUUGCAAUGUUAAAUGGCGAAACUUUAGCUACCGUGAAAUCAUCAACAAACAUUACAGAAACUACAUUAAGAAGCAUUUCAGAAGAUCCCAUCACAGAUAUUCCUGAAUCUUUUCGUAGCAUUCUUGAAAAUUAUCUUAAUCAUACGGAUUCACAGACUUCAGGAGAAAAUUUUACUUCUGAGCAACAGGAAGUAUUAAAUGCAACUAUAGGUGACAAUACAACACCUACAACUGAAUAUGACAACACUUCUACUGACAACAAUAGUUUACCAAAUACGAUUAUUAAAUCAGAUACUAUUGUGACAGAAACAUCAAAACUAACAACAACGGGUACAACUAAAUCGACUCGUACAACUAGAGGAAGACCGUUCGUCUUUAUGAACUGA
This is a messenger RNA of Arctia plantaginis, 1014 nucleotides long. The record is from the annotation of a GenBank genome assembly. NCBI's taxonomy places the organism in Eukaryota, Metazoa, Arthropoda, Insecta, Lepidoptera, Erebidae.